AUGCCUGAACGAAAUAGAACUUUUCUCAAUAUAUCAGGACUACACGACUGCAUGUUUGUACCAGUGGAAUCCACGUCUGGCCCAGCACAUCCAAUGCCAUCCACCAAAGAGAUCACUAUCGUUUGCUUGCUCUUUGUAGCUGUCAUCGUUUUUCAGGUCUAUGUCUUCCUGAAACUUGACGAUCCCCAAAACAGCGUUGAAGAAAUCGACAAAGAGCGUCGAGAAGAGGAACGAAGGCGACGAAACGAUCUUUUAAUGAAAGCGCUGAGUGCUUUCUGAACAUACUGAUAAAGUUGUCAGAAACUCCGCCACGUUCAAUCCCUAUGAUCUCGUACGACAGGUUGCCACAACGCACAAAUACACAAAAGCACAAAUCGACACGCAGCUUUCGCUGUUUAUUGUUUGUUGAAUAGUUGAUUAUCGUUAGAUAUUUGUGGAGAAGUUCCUUCUAUGUGUAUGUACAGUUUUUUUUUGUGAUAUAAUUGUGAUAAGCUGUGCCUUUAUUUGCAUCCUUUGUGAAACGGUGUUUUUAAUAAUGUAAUAUGCGGGAAAAAUUGUUCUUUACUCUCUCGCGUUUACUUCUUCUCCUGGUUGUGUCAAGAAGUCGAGAGUCAUCAUUGCUACUAUUCAUUUUUCGUUAUUUUGCCUUCUCAUCGCUUUCUGACUCAGUCAAUAAAUCUUUU
Messenger RNA from Cylicocyclus nassatus, 683 nucleotides. The record is from the annotation of a GenBank genome assembly. Lineage: Eukaryota; Metazoa; Nematoda; Chromadorea; Rhabditida; Strongylidae.